ACUGCAGCUCCUGGGCUUGAGAGCAAAGCCAGGAGAGGAGGGAGGAUUACAGAGCAGAGCUGAAGCAACAGUCCACGGGGGGAUUCUUCUCCUGCAGGGGAGGGAGGCCAGGCCAGGGCGAUGGCUGAGCUGCAGCCAGGGAAAGUGAUGAGGAGGGGGCAAGUCCUUGCCUUCCUCUUGAUCAGCCUGGCCUACCUCUGGCUGCCUGCAGGCUCCAAGCGAGCCCCCAAGCUGCCCCCAUGUCCCCAGAGCUGCUCCUGCACCAGGGACACUGCCUUCUGCAUCGACUCCAAAGCGGUCCCCAGGAACCUGCCCCCGGAGGUCAUUUCCCUGACCAUGGUGAACGCGGCCUUUACUGAAAUCAAAGCAGCAGCCUUCGCUCACAUCCCCAUCCUGCAGUUCCUCUUACUGAACUCCAACAAGUUUACGCUGAUCGGGGACGAUGCCUUCACCGGCCUCUCCCACCUGCAGUACCUGUUCAUUGAGAACAAUGACAUCCGCUCGCUGUCGAAAUUCACCUUCCGAGGACUGAAGUCCUUGACACACCUCUCUUUGGCCAACAACAACCUGCAGACGCUGCCCAGAGAUAUCUUCACACCCCUGGACAUCCUCAGUGACCUGGACCUCCGGGGCAACGCUUUGAUCUGCGACUGCAAAAUCAAGUGGCUGGUGGAAUGGAUGGAGAGGACCAAUGCAACGGUGCCUGCCAUCUUCUGCAGCAGCCCCAUCCGCUACCAGGGGCAGAAGAUCCGGGACCUGGCCCUCAAGGACUUCAGCUGCAUCACGACAGACUUUGUGGUGCACCAGGUCCUGCCAUUCCAGUCAGUGUCAGCUGAGCCCUUUGUCUACAGCAGCGACCUCUAUGUAGCACUGGCACAGCCCAGUGCCAGCAGCUGCACCAUCCUCAAGUGGGACUAUGUGGAGCGCAAGCUAUGGGACUUUGACCGCAUCCCUGCUCAUUCGGCCGUGUACUGCAAGCCCAUCGUGGCCCAGUCACAGCUCUAUGUGGUGGUGGCACAGCUCUUCGGUGGCUCCUACAUCUACCGCUGGGACACCAACGUGGACAAGUUCAUCAAGGUCCAGGACAUGGACAGCAGGAAGAUCCGCAAGCCCAAUGACAUCGAGGCCUUCCGGAUUGACGGCGACUGGUACUUCGUCAUCGCCGACAGCUCCAAGGCCGGCUCCACCAGCCUCUACCGCUGGAACCAGAAUGGCUUCUACUCCCACCAGGCCCUGCACCCCUGGCACCGCGACACCGACGUGGAAUAUGUGGAGAACGAAGGCAAGCCCCGGCUCAUCAUCUCCAGCAGCUCCCAGGCCCCCGUCAUCUACCAGUGGAGCCGUGCCCAGAAGCAGUUUGUGCAGCAGGGGGAGGUGGCUGAGGUGAUGGACGUGCAGAUGGUCAAGCACUUCAAGUUCAAGAAAGACAAUUACCUGUGCCUCAGCCGCUACAUCGGGGAUUCCAAGGUGGUCAAGUGGGAAGGGCAGCGCUUCACUGAGCUGCAGACCCUGCCCUCGCGGGGCUCCAUGGUCAUGCAGCCCUUCCUGGUGUCCCAGCGCCAGUACAUGGCACUGGGCAGCGACUUCUCCUUCACCCACAUUUACCUCUGGGAUGAAGAGAAGCAGAAGUUUGUCAAGUUCCAGGAACUCUCCGUCCAAGCCCCCCGGGCCUUCCACUACGUCCCCUUGGAGGACAUGGACAUCCUGCUGGCCCCCAGCUUCAAGAGCAGCACGCUGGUCUACAGGCACAUUGUGGUGGACCUCAGCUUGUAAGGGGUGUCCCUGCCGCCUGCCCAGCUCCCUGCCUCACGCCUAGACACUGUGCAGAGAAAAUGUUCUUCCACUUGCAACACCCCUGGAGCCGGGGACUCCAGCGCACUGCCUCUCCUCAGGCUAAAGCUUCCUGUCUGUGCCCAUGCGCUGCCCCACGGCCAUAUCCAUGGACAGGUGCAGAACACACACAUACUCACACAGGCCCAUCAGUCCAUGCAUACCCAGCACACAUUCCAUCCAUGCACUCGUAUGCAGGAGUGUGUACUCACCACAGUCAUCCCUCCAUAGAUAAACUCAUACGCAUAUGCACAUGCCCUCCAGCAUCUCAUACACAUUACAUUCCUGCCCAUAUGCCUCCAGCACACAUACACUCCAACACUCCCAUGUACACCCCUUUGCAGUCUCCUAGCCAUACCAUAUGCAUCUACACUCACUCUUUACAUGUCCAUGCAGUCCCUGUGCACCCCAUUAACAAACACACAUUCCUGCACCCCUUAACCUCACGUCCAUCUCCUCGCAUAGAGCCUUAUAUUCAUGCCCAUAUACUGCCGUUCAUGGACAGCCACAUCCAUGUACAAUCUCAGAUCCAUGCCUGUACACAUCCACUCUCACUACUGCACCUUCCACACACACACAGCUACUCCUGUGUGCACAUUCUUAUCGGUGAACCCAGAUACGGUGCAUUGGCGGUGCACCAUGCCAUGCUGCAUCUCCCACCCACCGACACACAUGCAUACAUCCCUGUAUCCGUCACCCUGAACCCUCCCUGCAGCCCCCUCUGCACACAUGCUCCUGUCCCCAUACACAGCGCCGGGUAGCAGGCCUGGAAGAAGCCCUUGUCGUGACUUCUCCCGAACUCUUCCGGCAGCUUCUGCCGCACUUCCUGUAGCCAUCAUCCAUGUUCAGAUUGUAGAGACAUUGCUCUGUGCGGCUGCACCACUCCUGAGACCACCUGACCCUCUUUGGCUCCCGCAGUCGCCCUGCAAGAGGGCUCUCUGGAAGUGUGCCCAGUGGCAACCUCAGCCCAGAUCAUCCCAGCGUCCUCAGUGAGCUGCCUUCCACAGCCUUUUGGGAGCUAAUGGAAGUAGGACUGGAAGGCACCCUUUGUACCUCCCCCACUUUACUGCAGUGAAUUGCUUUGCUUCCCUCCAGGCAUCUUCUCUCUGUCAAGCUGCAGGGGGCAACAUUGUCUGGUGGUUAGUGUAAGGGACUGGAGCUCAGAAGUCCAGGCUUGGCUUUUCUACUGACCUGCUGUGUGACCUUGGGUAAAUUGCUGUGCCUCGGUUUCCCCUUCUGUAAAAGGGAGAUACUGUUGCUCGCCCUCCUUUUUGACCUGCAGACAGGAAGAGCUAUCAGCAUGCUAGCUAUCAAGUCUAGUGCAUGAGCCCAUGUGCCUUGGGCGCAUAUAUCCCCAUGCACAAAUCCAGGGCCAGCGGAGAGGGUCAGAGAGCAUUCGCUAGUGCACAAAUCUAGUGCACGUGUCCAGGACACCAUCCCCGUGCAUAUGCACCGGUGCACAAUCCCAGAGCAGAAAUCUAGUGCAUCUGCUCCAGUGCACAAUCCCGCUGCAUAAGCACCAGUGAGUCUUUCAGGCCAGACCGGAUGGCAGCUAAAGGGAAAUGUGCCUGUGCUGCUUUGUCUAGUGUGUGGAUUUCUGUCCUGCCUUUCGCUUGCCAUGUGCUUACAUGGCUCAAGUUAAAUGGAAUUGCUGACAGCCACAGCGACAGGGAGUGAAAGGAGAGACUCCUCCAUACAAGAGGGACUGGAGAGAAGGAAGCCAGGGGUUUCCUGAACUACCAAGGUUCAGCCCACUCAGCUCCUGGCGUGAUCCCAGUGCUGGCUCUGCCUGGCCUUUGAUGUUUAUGGAUGACAUCAACCAAUGGCUACAGGGCCCAAAUCGUCUCUCAGUCUCACUAGUAUGUUCCCCACUGACAGGGUGGAGUUGCGUCGGUGUCAGUGAUAGGAGCAAUUGUCCCCUGAGCUCCGGUAUUCUACUCAGGGAGGCAGAACUCCAACCUCCAGGCUGAUUCCCAUUCACCCCGAGCCCCUUUACACCACAUGCCUUAAAGAGCAUGUAACUAAUCAACCCCCACGUGGAGGCCAGGUUGGUGCAAAGGGGCUGUAGUGUCCGCAAGAAUCAGACCCAUAGCGUCUCGAUGUUCCCUUUGUCUCUAGUGCAGGUGUGGACAAACUUUUUGGCCUGAGGGCCACAUCGGGGUUGCGAAACUGUAUGGAGGGCCCGGCCCGGUAGGGAAGGCUGUGCCUCUCCAAACAGCUUGGCCCCCACCCCCAUCCACCCACUCCCACUUCCUGCCCCCUAACUGCCCCCCUCAGAACCUCUGACCCAUCCAACCCCCCCCUGCUCCUUGUCCCCUGACUGCCCCCUCCCAGGACCCCCCACCCCUAACCAUCCCCCCGGGAUCACACCUCCUAUUCAACCCUCCCUGCUCCCUGUCCCCUGACUACCCUGACCCCAACCACACCCCCGCUCCCUGACAGGCCCCCUGGGACUCCCACACCUAUCCAACCACCCCCUGCUCCCUGUCCCCUGACCGCCACCCUGCCCGUUAUCCAACCCCCCCGCUCCCCGCACCUUUACCAUGCCGCUCAGAGUGACAGGACUGGCAGUCAUGCCACCCGGCCAGAGCCAGCCACGCCACCGUGCUGUGCAGAGCACUGGUGGCGCAGCAAGCUGAGGCUGCGGGGGGACAGCAGGGGAGGGACCGGGGGCUGGGCUCCCCAACUGGGAGCUCAGGGGCCAGGCAGGACAGUCCCGCGGGCCAGAUAUGGCCCGCGGGCCGUAGUUUGCCCACCUCUGCUCUAGUGCAUCACCAGGGAUUGGAGCAAAAGUCCCAGCUUGCUCUGUGAUUCUGUAUGUCCCAGGCAUUGGUGGGAGGUGCAGAGCAGCCCAGCGGAUGAUCGUUUCCCAGCUGUGGGAAAAACCUGCACAUCUACAAGACGUGCAGCGAGGAUCUCUCCCUUCAUACUGUGCUUAUUUCCUUUGAUCAUCAGAGAGGGAGUGGGGACUGGUUCCCUGUGCCCGGUUUGCUGAUAUCCUGCUUGUGUGUUGGGGAAAUGAGACCCUGCCCCUCCUCACUUCCUUGCAGGGUGCCUAGAGAUGGGGAACGUCAGAAAGUUCUGCUCCAAACCCCCUCUCCUCUGGGGUCUCCAGGCCUCUUGUAGCUGCAGAUCUCAAAGGCAGGGGGCUUUGUGGUGGGUCAGAAACACCAGGGCAAAGGAACUUUGGUAGUUGGUUUUGGUGCUUCAUCUCCUGGCAGGUUAACCAGGCGAAGGCACCUGUUUCCCAUUAUGUCUCUCUCUUUAUUCGUCCAUAUUGCCGAUCCACAGACUAGCCCAAUCUCUAUCCAUUUGUCUCUAUUGCUCAUGUCCUUAAAAGUCUUUAGGUGCCUAAUUCCCAUUGAAAUCAAUAGGAGGUAGACACCUAAAUACCCUUGAGGAUCUGGGCCUCUGUCCCUGCUUAUCCCUCCUUUCCCCAGCAGUUUGAUCGUGCGAAGCAUGGAAGAGCUGGGAAUGGGCUAUGUGUCGCCUCCUCCUGCCUGUGGGUGUGGUUUCACACAGGAGAUAAAAGCCUACUAUUGCUGCUCACUGAAGGAAUUAUCCCUUUAGAGCAUGUGCUUUUAGCACUGAUGGCUCCAGGUUCAAACCCUGCUGGUUGUUACUGGUGGAGGACAGGUUGUUACCUUUGCAGUAGGGGCACCUGGAAAGAAGGGGAAGGCUGAUCAGCAGGUGAGGGCUUCAGGAGGGUUCCCCUAUCCCUAACAGAGAAUGAGCCUGACCUCUUCAGGCAUAAGGAUAUCUCACCUGUCCUCACCAUCUUACUCCUGAGCAGCAGUGCCCCAGUCUCAAACCCGCCUUCCCCUGCAGCUCCCACAGGCCCUGACCCUCCUCCCAUUGGAGCAAGUGGCACAGCUCCCGCAGACUCCAGUGGGAACAUGUUCAGGCUCGGGGGAGCCUGCUGUCAAUGUGCAGUGACCCCAUCAGCAGCCUCCCGUUCCCCUCGCUUCCCAGCUGGAGAGAGAAGCAGCCCUGAGGUUCUUUCGCCAUCUGCUGGGGAGUGGUGACAGGGACGGCCUGGCCCUGCUGUGCGGGAGCCGAGGGGGAGUCCACAUGCUGUUCUCUCAUCAGCUGCCUCCUCUUGCCUGUAGUUCCCCUCUGGGCCACACUGCCCCCCUCCCCAACCCCCCAGAGCAGGACGCUCUCUGCAUACGACUUAUAACCAAGGUGUACGAGCUCUACAGAAAUGCUUCCAAAAAUAAAUGCACUGUGACACUCA
Malaclemys terrapin pileata is the source of this 6067-nucleotide messenger RNA. RefSeq names its product leucine rich repeat LGI family member 3 (gene LGI3). Bases 121 to 1773 code for a protein of 550 amino acids. The record is from RefSeq and is a predicted model, not a curated record. Gene Ontology annotation, cellular component: synaptic vesicle. The transcript has 8 exons. Gene Ontology annotation, biological process: regulation of exocytosis. Gene Ontology annotation, molecular function: protein binding. NCBI's taxonomy places the organism in Eukaryota, Metazoa, Chordata, Testudines, Emydidae.